This is a messenger RNA of Centropristis striata (black sea bass), 1053 nucleotides long. It is a transcript of the gene hoxd11a, whose product is annotated as homeobox D11a. NCBI's taxonomy places the organism in Eukaryota, Metazoa, Chordata, Actinopteri, Perciformes, Serranidae. Gene Ontology annotation, cellular component: nucleus. Gene Ontology annotation, biological process: anatomical structure development; regulation of transcription by RNA polymerase II. The record is from RefSeq and is a predicted model, not a curated record. Gene Ontology annotation, molecular function: DNA-binding transcription factor activity, RNA polymerase II-specific; RNA polymerase II cis-regulatory region sequence-specific DNA binding.
AUGUAUGGUAAUUUCUUGGCUGGAUCACAUGACACAAUUACCUCAAGAAUCGAUCAAGAUGUAUUGCAGGUCUGCCUACGUUUCCGAUUUUUUCUCCCUGGCGGGGUCUUUCCACGCGCCUGUGGUGCUAUAGAUGGACAAAGUUUAACACAGCCAAGCUGCCAAUUCUCCUCUGUAGCAAAGAGGAAAAAGGGAAGGAGAAGAGAUAUGACGGAAUACGAUGAUCGCAGCUGUGCGUCAAAUAUGUAUUUACCGAACUGUACUUAUUACGUUUCGACGCCCGAUUUCACAUCAGUCUCCUCCUUUUUACCGCAGACCACUUCGUGUCAGAUUAAUUUCCCCUAUUCUCCCAACAUAGCUCAAGUCCAACCUGUUCGAGAAGUCGCUUUCAGGGAUUAUGGACUGGACCAUCCCAGCAAAUGGCACUACAGGGGCAAUUACGCGUCUUACUACUCAACGGACGAGAUAAUGCACCGGGACUUGAUCCAGUCCUCCAGCAGCAGGGCGGAUGUGAUAUUCAAAAACGAGUCCUUGUACGGCCACCACGGAGGGACGAGCUCGCCGUGCAAUUUCCUCACCGGCGUGGGCCGAAACGGGGUUCUCCCCCAGUGCUUCGACCAGUUUUUGGACAAUCCUAACUCGGACAAGACCAACGCGGAGCUCCCCAAACAAAAGACAGACUCUGCUGCUCCCGGAGAUGCGGCUGAGAAUAACAAUCAGGCUUUAACCAAACUGGAGCAGCAGCACAAAGCUGACCCGAGCGGGAGCGCCGACGAGGACUCGUCCUCCAACUGCGGGGACAAAAACAACCAACAGAGUUCAUCCACCAAGUCCAGGAAGAAGAGGUGUCCAUACACCAAAUACCAGAUCCGAGAACUUGAACGAGAGUUUUUCUUCAACGUGUACAUUAACAAAGAGAAGCGGCUCCAGCUGUCCCGGAUGUUAAACCUGUCCGAUCGGCAGGUGAAGAUCUGGUUUCAGAACAGAAGGAUGAAAGAGAAAAAGCUCAACCGCGACCGCCUACAGUAUUUUACUGGGAACCCUUUAUUCUGA